AUGUCGAAGUACACCAGCUUCCCAGAACCCACGGAGGACCAGAACCCUUUCCAGGAUCCUGCUGUGACUCAGCAUAGCAGCAACACAGAAUAUGCAACACUGGACCUUUACAACCCGUUUGAUAAACCAGCUGGGCCUCCACCACCAUAUGAAGCCUCAUCUCCGCCUGCGCCUGUGCAGACGCCACCCAGCAGCAGCACCACACCCACUGAGCCUCGCAACUAUGGUUCCUAUACCGCCCAGCCUGCAGUGAACGCCACCACCGCAGAGCUUCUGAGGAAGCAGGAGGAGCUGGAGAGGAAAGCCCAGGAGUUGGAGAGGAGAGAACGGGAGCUGCAGUCGCACAGCCUUGGAUCUGGAGCCACCCGUCAGAAUAACUGGCCGCCGCUGCCGUCGUUCUGUCCCGUGGGGCCCUGCUUCUACCAAGACAUCAAUGUGGAGAUCAGCCAGCGCUUCCAGCGAACUGUCACCAUCAUGUACUACUUCUGGAUGUUCUGCGCGUUCACCCUUCUCUUCAACCUGUUCUCUUCCCUGGCCAUGUUCUGUGCGGACACCACCAACGGUUCUGGUUUUGGCCUCGCCAUCCUCUGGGCCCUCCUCUUCACUCCCUGCUCCUUCGUCUGCUGGUAUCGACCCGCGUACAAAGCCUUCAGGAGUGACAGCUCCUUCAACUUCUUUAUCUUCUUCUUCAUCUUCUUUGCUCAAGUCUGCGUCUUUGUCAUCAUGACCAUUGGAAUCCCCGGAUCAGGAUUCAGCGGCUGGAUUGUGAGCUUGGCCCUUCUGAGUAAAAGCACCGGCGCUGGUGUGAUCAUGAUUUUGAACGCAAUCCUCUUCACUGCCCAGACCGCCAUGGGGGUGUUCCUGUUGAAGAAGAUCCACAGCAUGUACAGGCAAACCGAUGCCAGCUUCCAGAAGGCUCAGGCUGAGUUCGCCUCCGGAGUCAUGUCCAAUCAGGCCGUACGCCAAGCAGCUGCCAAUGCUGCCCAGGGGGCCUUCACUGCACCUCGAUAGGAGAACCGGAUGGGGGGGGGGGGGGAGGGGCAGGCACUUUUGGAUUGAUCAACAAUCACUUCUGGGGAGGGCAGGCGUGCAGAAAUACCCUCUAGAAAGCUGAACUUCAGGAGUCAUGCAUGAGUUUUCUGAUUUUUGAAAGUGUACAGGACGAGCUACCCACAUUGCCAAACAGAAUUAACCAAAACGUAAAAGUCGAAACGGUGUAAAAUAUAAAAAAACAAUGAUGUCAAAGUGUCAGUGGAUGAAAGAACAAAUGCUGUCUGCCCAGGCUGUGUACCCAGCUUGUUUAAAUAACUAUAUUUAUGUUCGCAGGAAGCAAUGUUGCCACUUUUACAUUUAUAUCCACACCUGAGCGGCUCAUCCUAAGGCAGGGUUCUUGUUUUGCUUGAGUGUUUAAAAAAAAAACAAAUGAUUUUGUUGUUGUUACAUUAAGAGUACAAAUUAACUGUUUUUGCCAAAUCUCAUACUGUAAGGAAUAAGUGUUGUUUUGUUUUCCAGUAUCUGUGACUGUUCUGUUGAAGCCUAAUGUGAUCAAGAUUAUAGCACACAACUGUUUUGGUUUUAAUUAAAACAUAUUGCCAUGCUUUCACAGUCUA
Fundulus heteroclitus (mummichog) is the source of this 1610-nucleotide messenger RNA. Its product is annotated as secretory carrier-associated membrane protein 3-like. NCBI's taxonomy places the organism in Eukaryota, Metazoa, Chordata, Actinopteri, Cyprinodontiformes, Fundulidae. Gene Ontology annotation, cellular component: recycling endosome membrane; trans-Golgi network membrane. The transcript has 9 exons. Gene Ontology annotation, biological process: protein transport. The record is from RefSeq and is a predicted model, not a curated record. Bases 1 to 1011 code for a protein of 336 amino acids.